This is a messenger RNA of Aphanomyces invadans, 1034 nucleotides long. RefSeq lists its product as hypothetical. The transcript has a single exon. The coding region runs from base 6 to 995 and encodes 329 amino acids. Lineage: Eukaryota; Oomycota; Saprolegniomycetes; Saprolegniales; Verrucalvaceae. The record is from RefSeq and is a predicted model, not a curated record.
CGACGAUGGGCGAGACGAACGGCAAGGCGGCGAUUGCCUGGAUAACGAUGGAGGUGCCGAAGGAGCCAAGCAUCAUGCGAGAUAAAGUGCGGUCAUUCUGCCGCUCCAACAACAACAGCUCAACGCUCAAUGUCAUCGCACCUGAGCUCGUCGCGUUCUCUGUCGAGUGUCCUGGGCAAAUCAACUCCUCGACCACCACCAUCACAUGGACGUAUGUGCCGAGUCCAUCCCUCUCCAGACCCAUCGGGAUUCAGUACGCCACUUGCGUCCAAGAUACAUGCACACCAUUGCUUUACGUCACGGACGCGUCGGCGAGUGUUAUAGUGCAGAAUGCGACCAUCCCUGGACCAGGCAACUAUUCCGUCCACCUUCAGCUCGUUUGGACAACACCGUCGUCCAUGACGGUGGAAUGCGUCGCGUCCACAUCUAUCGAAAUGGUUGCUUCUUCCCCGACAGACUCUUUCAGCACCAGCGGCACAACCCACGUCCUUGUAGUCGUUGGAAUCGUUGCCGCCGCGGCAGUUGUCUUCAUUGCAGUCGGCCGGGUCAUAUACGUUCGUCGUCGGCGCUCGCGAUCAAAAGAAGGUAUAGCGCUCGACACUCCCGUCGACGUCGCGCCGACUGCCUCCCUCGUGCCUCCAUCGGCCGGACGUCCCUCGUCGUGGUUCGAAGCCGUCUACAACAACGACCACAGCCUCCCCACCUCCAUUCUCCACGACGACCGGUUCACGCGCGCCAUCCUCCGAAGUAGCGUGCCGUCAGACAAAGACAUGAGUUUCCACUCUCACUCGGAGCUCUUCGAUACGACUUCCCUCCACGACGACACUCCCGCGAUCUCGGUCGCAACGUCGUCUUCGUGCACGUCCCUGUCGAACCUCAUGCAGACUCCCUGGCAUGACUUCAACCAAGGCCGAUCCCCCGGCAACAGCAGCUACAACUCGAGCCUCAACUCGUCGCGGUUUGACCAUUACCUGACGUCCGAUCUCGAGGAGUAACAAGAAGAUGGGCUGUAUGAACAGUGUUCAUUAUGUACA